ACCCGACAGCUUGGACGUCACCUCCGAAAAUAUCCCUUUCGGCCGUCUACUGUACUUUCCGUUGUUAUUUUCUCUCUCUGAACCUGCCGAAGCAGUUGCCUGACCAUGCUCUACCGGGGCCUCCGUACCGUGGCCCAUGCCGCGUCAAGGUUUUCUCUGACACCAGCUCAAUACUCCCUACGAUCCCUACCAACCCAGUUCCAGCAAGUCCGCAGCUAUGCCGACAGGACGGUCAAGGUCCCAGCGAUGGCCGAGUCCAUCAGCGAAGGCACAUUAAAGCAGUGGAGCAAGCAGAUUGGCGAACACGUGCAGCAGGAUGAAGAGAUUGCGACAAUCGAGACUGACAAGAUCGAUGUCGCUGUUAAUGCACCGGAAGCCGGGAUCAUCAGGGAGUUCCUCGUCAACGAAGAAGAUACCGUCACUGUUGGACAGGACCUUGUCCGCUUGGAACUCGGAGGAGCCCCUUCAGGUGACUCCGAGAAGCCAGCUUCGCCUGAAUCGAAAGACAGUCAAGAAACUGUUCCAAAGGAGAAGACUCAAGAACCGGCCCCCGAGAAGCAAGCUGAGGCAGAGACAAAGCCCGAGUCCAAGCAGGAGACGAGCAAACCGGCCUCGCCUUCCCCGUCGGAUACAAAGGAGACAGCGGCCCCAAAGCAGACCGGACAACCCUCGCAGCCACCGAAGGAUGCCUCAAGCUCUGCGUCCGUGUUUGGAAAUAGGGAGGAGCGACGAGUGAAAAUGAACCGCAUGCGUCUUCGCAUUGCCGAGCGCUUGAAGCAAUCCCAGAACACGGCUGCAUCCCUUACCACGUUCCAGGAAGUCGACAUGUCGGCGCUGAUGGAGUUCCGCAAACUGUAUAAGGAAGAUGUGCUGAAGAAGACGGGCGUCAAGCUUGGAUUCAUGAGCGCGUUUGCUCACGCGUGCGUCCUGGCCAUGCGCGAUCUCCCCGUGGUUAACGCCUCGAUUGAAGGGCCCAACGGCGGCGAUACGAUCGUCUAUCGCGACUACGUCGACAUUAGUGUUGCAGUUGCCACCGAGAAGGGCCUCGUGACCCCCGUGGUUCGCAACGUCGAGGCUCUGGACAUGAUCGGCAUCGAGAAGGCUAUCGCUGACAUGGGCAAGAAGGCCCGGGAUGGGAAGCUGACUAUUGAGGACAUGGCUGGUGGGACCUUCACUAUCAGCAACGGUGGCGUUUUCGGCUCUCUGAUGGGUACGCCCAUUAUCAACCUCCCUCAGACCGCCGUCCUUGGGCUCCAUGCUGUGAAGGAGCGCGCUGUCGUCGUCAAUGGCAAGGUCGAGGCUAGACCUAUGAUGUACCUCGCCUUGACCUACGAUCACCGGCUCCUGGAUGGCAGGGAGGCUGUCCAGUUCCUGGUCAAGGUGAAGGAUUACAUCGAAGACCCGAGGAGGAUGUUGCUGUAGACUCCCCAUGUGGAAUAAUUACUCGGUGGAGAGGCUGGGAGACCCGGUCUAUUAUAGAUCCCAUCGUGUCGUGUAUAGUGUAAAAUAUGUUUCACCACGCGAAUCUGAACAUUUCACCAGGGC
Phialemonium atrogriseum is the source of this 1545-nucleotide messenger RNA. RefSeq lists its product as uncharacterized. The coding region runs from base 106 to 1422 and encodes 438 amino acids. The transcript is spliced from 4 exons. Gene Ontology annotation, cellular component: oxoglutarate dehydrogenase complex; mitochondrion. NCBI's taxonomy places the organism in Eukaryota, Fungi, Ascomycota, Sordariomycetes, Cephalothecales, Cephalothecaceae. The record is from RefSeq and is a predicted model, not a curated record. Gene Ontology annotation, molecular function: dihydrolipoyllysine-residue succinyltransferase activity. Gene Ontology annotation, biological process: tricarboxylic acid cycle.